AUGACCCAUGCCGCAACUCAUCUAGGAUUGCCACGGGGUUGGAUUUUCGACCGACAGGGUGACCGGCUUCGUUCGGGAGGAGGGAAGAGAGGGCCUUCGGGCCACCAUGACGGCGACAUUCAUCGAGCUGUGCGGCCAACUUUCGGAGACUCGUCGGAUGUGGCGAUGACCUUUUCCUCGGGUGAGAUGAGGCUUCGGACUUCGCUCCUACAAGAUAAGCAUAAAAAUUUGCAACGACUGUCGGACAAAACCAAAAGCAUUAUGAUGUCAAGUGUGUUUUCUAGCAAGAUCUUCAUGGCUCUGCAACCCAGCAGGUCUACCAGGUGGUACUUUAUUGCUAAGCCUUUGGGUUACUUCAGCCUGCAUAAAUGA
This is a messenger RNA of Striga asiatica, 372 nucleotides long. The record is from the annotation of a GenBank genome assembly. NCBI's taxonomy places the organism in Eukaryota, Viridiplantae, Streptophyta, Magnoliopsida, Lamiales, Orobanchaceae.